Messenger RNA from Kwoniella mangroviensis CBS 8507, 6174 nucleotides. RefSeq lists its product as uncharacterized. NCBI's taxonomy places the organism in Eukaryota, Fungi, Basidiomycota, Tremellomycetes, Tremellales, Cryptococcaceae. The record is from RefSeq and is a predicted model, not a curated record. Gene Ontology annotation, cellular component: nucleus; Cul8-RING ubiquitin ligase complex. Gene Ontology annotation, biological process: replication fork processing; double-strand break repair via homologous recombination. The transcript has 8 exons. The coding region runs from base 1 to 6174 and encodes 2057 amino acids.
AUGCCACCUCGAGCAGGGCCAUCGCGCCCUCAAUCUCGACCAAAAGGUAGACCGUCCUUCAUCCCUUCAACUCAAUUUCAAGCUGGGCCUUCUGACUCCAGAGCUCGAUCGGACAGAGAAGAAUCGGAAGAUCCAUUAGCUCUCAGUCCCAUCAAAGUGACCCCCACCAUCACUAGGACCAGAAGAAGUACGCGGUCGAGCAAUCUCAGAUCAUCGUCGCCUGCUUCUGUUACAGGAGGUUUGUCAUCUUCAACGCAAAGGGUGACAAGGGGAUCUAAGAGGAGAGACAGGGAGUACGAGGAGUUGGAAUUGGGUGAAGAAGAUUUGGUGCCACCAAGCGAGGAUGAGGAGUACGAGGAGUGGAAGGAGAGUAGAAGAGCUAGGACAGAUGAAGGUGAAGGCAAGGAAGUGGUCUUGGGUAUCGAUCGAGAAGCGGGAAUGGAAGAGGAAGAAGAGGAUAUGGCAAAGGGACUGAGAAGACCUAAGAAACCCGAUAAAAGGCUGGAUCAUAAUCGUACAUUCGAAUCACUCUUACCCUCUCCUUCACCUCCUUCACCUACACCGUCGAUAUCAUCUUCAAUUACCGAUGCCCGAUCAAGAGAGACAUCUCCGACGCAACCGCUAUCCUUCAGUCAGCAAGAUGAUCCCUUUUACACUGUAUAUGAAGAUGAAAGGUUAACACUGGAUGAAGAUGCGCGAGCUCGCUGGGAACAUGAUGAACUAGAUCUGUCGAGCGAAGUGCCUCGUUCUGAGAGCUUAGAUAGGCCGCUCGAAGAAGUAGCGAAGCAGAUCGAUGAAGGGAAGUAUAGAUCUGUCAUUUCGCAGGCUGUAUCAAAUUUGCCGCUCAGAUAUGAUAUCAAUAAGGAUGGUGUAGAAGCUGAAACAGUGGAUGAAAGCUCGGCCAUUGCGCGAAAUGACAAUGCGACUCCUAAUGAAGAAAGCUCAGAUCAUUCCACCCGAUCGAGAACCACUACACCUCAUACCGUCCCGAUGCUUCCGACCCGAGACGAAGGAUUCGAGACUCUCUUGCCUGAUGAUCGUGUGAUCGAUGAGUCCGACUCAUCGGUGGAUCAAGAGGGUUUGGCAUCGAUGGUUGUAGAUGAGGAUCUCCCAGCCAAACAGUCUUCCCAGAUAUCUCGCUCAAGUACCCCUCGUACACUGCCCUUCAUGCCCGACCAAGAUCAGGCCUUCGAGACUGUUCUUCCAGCCAUCGGACUCGAUCAUGAAGACCUCUCCAUUCGUGCUCAUCGCCCACCAACUCCUCAGACCAGUACGGAUUUGGUUGACCAUUCAAUGAUUUCGCCUCUCAGGGCACACUCUCCUACUCCUAGAUCGUCCGCUCGUGAUCCGAACGAUGAGAAUCCCUUCACCCCCGACGAAGUCCUCGUCUCUCCGUCCAAGCAGCCGACUUUGUUUAGACAGUCCUCUCCCGCCAAGUCACUUUCCCCUAUAUUCGCAGCGGUUGCUGAACUUCCCGAUAAUCCCCCAUCGUCUUGCAUACCUCAUCUGCCAGCUCCGAGUCCACCUCCCGCCGAUCCAGCUCUUGCGCAAUUUCGUGGCGCUCGUACAUUCCGAACCCGUACUGUUCUUCAGUUACAACCAUAUACCAAAGAGAGGCAGAUAUAUGAAGCUGCUCUUCGGAAAGGUGGGUUGAAAAAGGGAAAGAAAGCUAUCGCUCCUUCGAAAGAGAUCACUCAAGAGGAAGCCGAAGAAGAUGAGGCUCGGGUAUCUGAAAGCUCGGAAGCUAGUGCUGAAGAUGAAUCGCCAGAGCGAAUUGUGAUCGGAAAUACCCCUCCACUCAAUAAACCUAGAGAACCAAAGAAACUGGUGGACGCCGAUUUUGACGAGUACUUUUUCGAGCAUGGGACGGCUGCGGAUGAGAAUGACCUUGAUCAUAUGAAAGAUCUUCAAAAGAUCGCGAGAAGAAGGUUGAAAGCCGAGAAGGAGGAGAGAAAGCGUUUGAGGGCAGAUGAGAAAGAGAAAAGGGAAUUUGCGAGGUUGAUGAAAGAGAUGAGGGGUGAAAAGGAGGAUUCUGAUGAGCAGCAUGAGGACGGAGGUGGCCAACAAAAUGGCAAGUCUCGCAUUUCCCUACCGCGCCCUGCUGUCCGUACCAUUCGUACUCCUGCUGGAAUCAAGACAUACGGGAAUAAAGGUAGAACUCAACGAGCAGCCGUGCAACGUCCGUCAUCUGAUUCGGAUGAAGACGCACAACCUUCUACCAGACCACCGCUCAUAUCCCCAUCAAAAAGCCAAGGCAACACACCUACAGCUUCCUACAGAACUGCAUUCUCUGGCUUCAAUGACGCUGAUAUGGACGUCGGAUAUGGUCAACCUCAAGAUGACUCUGAUCCAGCUAUCGAUGCAGCAACCAGUCAUUCGCCUUUAGAACGCCAAAACUCGUUCUUCAUCGAUGAUCUCGCACGUUCACCCAGUCGCCCUCGUGCUAGUUUCGGUUCAGAAUCCGACUCUGCGUCUUCCAGUGCAAGUACUGUGCACGAUCGUCGACAGAAGAUAGCUAGAAGGAUGAUGCCUGCUGCGAUGCUGAGGAGACUUGAAGCUGAAGCCGCUGCCAGAGAACACCGUAAAGCUGAGAACAAGAAGAAACAACAGGCAGCAACCGAAUCUCCAAUUCGUCCUGGUCGGGCUGUGGUGAGAAGAGGUGGUGGACAAGUAAAUAUGAAUGGCUUAGAAGGUCUUUUCGACGAGGAAGAUCCCGAUGACAUAUUAGAACAGACUCCAACACCGUCAUUCUCUCGGUACAUUCCCAACUCAUCUGAUCAGCCUAUAGUGAUAUCAGACGGCGGCUCAUCCUCUGAAGCGGAAGAGGAUAAUCAAGCUGAGCAAACACUCGCAAGGCUUCAUAGAGGGGAUUUCGAGAGCAUUGUAUCAGGUAAACGAUGGAAAUCAGCCGUUAAGACGAAUCAUCAAGCGCAAUCACGUCCAAAAGCUCGAUCAAGUCAUUCUCGUCGACCAGCUUUGGGCUUAGCAAAACGUGUGCGUGCGCCUAUCAGUGAAAACAAUCGAGCAAUGGUACAAAAGCGGCUGGAUUUCCCUGUUAUGGACAAGUCACCAGUGUCGUCAUUGAAAAAGAAACGUAAAAGAUCCUUUCAUCAAGGUAAACAACAACGGCCUGCAAUCAGGCUGGACGAUCAUGUCAUAUUUGCCACAGCGGAUUUUGAAUUCGAUGAAGAAGAUGACACUCCUACCCGACCGAGCACUAAGGAAAAGCUCCAGACUAUCCCUAGACACUUCGCUCGUACGACUUCUGCUAAUCUGAAACAGAGCAAAUCAUUGGAUGCAGAUAUGGGGAAAGCAAGAUCAUGGGCGAACUUCGAUAAAUUUCCUAUCGACUUCGACAUCACACCUUUACCUUCUGGCUUGCAUUGCAUUGCAAACUCCAUACCUGGAAGUGGCAAACUGGACAGGUUAGUUCGAGAGAUAAGAGGGAAUAAAGAUGAGGAGAUGAUCGAUUCCUGCCUGGACUACGGGAUAGAGCUAAGACAAGAUAUGUCACCGAGCUCGAUUCAGGCUGUGGCACCCCUGCUUUUUGAUGCUGUCCAUCGACGAAUGGUCGUCAUUGCAAAUCAAGACGACGCGGAAGAAUUAGAGUUGGAAUGUUUUCGAUUUCUUGGGCGAUACGUCCGACAUCAUCACCAUGACAUCGAUGAAAAUGUAACUCUUCUCAAAACCGAAAUUGAAGAUGCUAUAGGUCAGCUGGAAGGGAAACUUGAGGAUAUAGAUAUUGGACGUGCCAAGCAAGGUCGAGAAGCUUUACUGAACCUGAGAUGGGCACUAGUCGAGCUUAGCUGUAGACUGGAAAUAGAUAAUUCGUCGUCAACAGGUGAAGCGCAUAUGUCCUUGCUGCAAAGAGCAUCUGUCAAGUUAUUUCACCACCUUCUAUCACAUGGUUUCGACAAGACCAUCCGCCCGCUCAAGCAGAUUAUGCGCGGAGAAUCUGACUCUGCAGAGAUCAAAGACCUCACGGUAACCCUUUGGAUCUCCCUCAUUCAUGUGCUCAUUGCAUGGGACGAGCGCGAAUGUCGAUCAUCUAACGACACGUUUUUGACCUAUCUGACCCAAGCCUUCGACAGCGUUUUCAACCUCGAUCAGACUGGUCCUAUCGCUGCAGAAAGAGUAUGGUUCCUGGUCUUCGGUCUAUGUGCCCUCACUCAAUUUGAUGCCGAUGGUCGAAUUAUUUCCGUUUUCGUCACUUCCCCAAGAUGGUCACUUGUACGACGGGCAGUUGGUCUUAUUAAAGUAGCAUUUGAUGAAGAUGCAGAAAAACGAGCUCAUCUGGAUCAGCUUCAAGGUCGAGAUAGGUAUAUCAAGGUGGUAAUGGCUCGUUGUGUGAGAUUAUCAGCCGUAUGGAAAUGGUCUUUUGACAGAGAAAGCUUCUCUGUGGCUACUAGGGAUCUGGGUAUAAUAUUCAAAGACCGACAAUAUAGAAAUCUACCUACCGAACCAUCAGUCGAUUAUCCGGAAUUCAUCACUCGCUUCGAUAUGUCACUCACAGCUGCGGAUGAUACGAAACGAGAGACCGCAUUCGAACUUUACUUGCGUCUGGUCUGUGUGGCUGCAUCGGAUAUCAUCUCUGCUGCUCAGACUCUAUCUGAAGCUCAACAAGCUGAAAAGGACGUACAAAGAUUGGUCAUGUCAAUCAUCCCUGUUAGUUCAGUCAAAUUCAAUCGAAUAUUCCCUCCUUCGCCUAAGGAUCUUGGUCAGUUGAUCAAUCGAUACUCAACAAUGAUUGCUAGUUGUUACUUUUCGCCUUCUCUGUUGACUUACCUUUUAGCAAAUUCUAAAAAGUGGUCAGCAUUCGAAGAGGCAGAUUUUGAUUCUCGACAAAUUUGUAUAAGGGGAUUGAUGUAUCUAUCAGUAGCGAGAAGACACCAUAAACAGCCUCUACAGCCUGUUGUCAAUCGAUUAGCCGAAUUGAUGGGCAUCUUGCAAAACGAACUGGAAAUCUUGACAGGACCCUCGAAUCAGACACUGGGUGUCGGACCAACUAAAUUAGAAAUUGAGCGUACGAUGGUCUUGAUUGUAUCUUGCUUUAGGCAGAUGAUUAAACAUCAUUCCUUCGAUGUGGAAGAGCAGAAGAAAGCGGUGUAUCCUGAUCCUUGUCUAUUGCAUGAGAGCUGGACCGUUCGUAUUUUCGACCUCGAACUAGCCAAAGAUCUGAAAUGCGGUCUUGAAGUCAUCGCUACCAUCCAAUCGUUCCUUGAUACCCGAACGGCCGCAUUGCCUAAACUAGCAAAACAGCGACGUGAAGCCAAAGAGAGUCAUAGUGAGAGCUUUGAUGAGUUUGGAUCACUGGGUAUCGACUUUACCGACGCAGACGUGCUGGCUUUAGGAGGUGAAUUGGGCGAAGAGGAGAAUGAGGUUGAGAAACAGGACGAGGAAUUUGCCAGAAUUAUUGAGGAAGUCAUCUCGCCCAAGAUCUACCGUCUAUUGUCAGACAUGCUGCCGCCUGUACCAGACGAUGAUGCAAGGAUAGAGCAUGAUGCGGACCAACAGGUAUUCAUUAGCAAGCUCACCAAGUGUUGGUCGGAUUGUGCAUCUGUCCUGGUCGUUGAGCAUCAGCAAUUGGACUGGUCAACAUUCAUCUCUCCUUUUGGAAGGCAAUCGUGGGCUAGAUUGGGAGAUGAAAGGGGAAGAGUUCAAGUGGGACUGCAUUUCAUGCUCAACGUCGCUCAGUCGGAUCCCGCCGCAUUCAGUCACCACGAGGAAGAUUUCAUUGCUCUACUUUUCCAAGUAAUCGGCACCGACAAGUUGACAGUCGAGCAUCACUACCUAUCAGCUCUUUUGGCUAUGCCUGGUGCAUAUAACCAUCCGCUACUUGCUCCGUUUGGUAGCAUCAAAUCCUUGGAAGGUGAAUUGAGUCGAGAUGGGUUCAUGGGUGUAAGAGAAGUGGCAUUGCGAUCUAUCUUUUCCGCAUUACCUGACUUACUCAAAUCAUCGAAAACUCCAGCAUCUACGAAAUCAUUCAUUUACAGGUGUAUCAACUUAUUCGUCUCAUCAAUCAUCUCAUAUGACCAAUCAAUCAAACCUAAUAAAGUCAUUCACAAAGAAUCAUACCGUGCAUUUACAGAUACCAUCAUUCGAGAUGUGCGGAAGUUUGCUGGAGAAUAUAUCAAUCCGCUGUCAGUUCCUGGGUUAAAGCAUUUUGAUAGUUAA